Messenger RNA from Diaporthe batatas, 1603 nucleotides. RefSeq lists its product as uncharacterized. The record is from RefSeq and is a predicted model, not a curated record. The transcript is spliced from 2 exons. The coding region runs from base 53 to 1603 and encodes 516 amino acids. NCBI's taxonomy places the organism in Eukaryota, Fungi, Ascomycota, Sordariomycetes, Diaporthales, Diaporthaceae.
CGGCCAUGUCUGGUGCAGCAGAGUGUUCUGUACGUCCUCUUCUAGCUCGCGUAUGUCCUCCACGGCGACCCUGUCCGGAUCGACCUUGCUCUUGGUGGCCAUGGUGAGGCCUGUAUGUGUGUGGGUGGAGGGUCGGUUGUUGCGCGUGCAGGUACCUCCGAUGUUUCAGCGGCCUAAAGGGACAAGCAGCUCGAAAAUUACCACUCUCCAGUUUGAGCUGUUCGCUCACGCCCUCCGACACCCACCCGACCAUCGUCCGCAAGCCCACCCAUCGCCACCGUCCGAUACGUUUUCAAUCCUGUUCAUCGACCUCACAAUGGCGAGCGAGGGCGUCGUGGACCUGCUCAAGCUGCCCCUCGAGAAGCGGAGCGAGUCACUCAGGGCGAGAUGGCCCCAGCCGCUCGACGGCAGUCUCACUGGCCACGAGGGGCGGGACUGGACAGUGGGGGAAAAGGCCGCGAUUGACACUGCAGUGCUCAUAAUAAGGGCAAUCAACGCUCAUUGCGACCCUCUCGACCCGGCCCUUGGCCUGGAAGAGUCGGCCGUGGAGGCACGGCGCAAGGCCGAGGAGAAGACACACCUCCUCCGCUAUUCAUGGUACACCACCCCGUACAGCCGACCAUACGAGGUGGCCGAUGCCGUGCUGAAGCUACAGAGGCACGUGUGUCGGAAGGUCUUGAGGGGAAACGCCAAGAUCACAUUCGAGAGGCUGAUAGAGAGUUCUGUUCUGGCAGAUGCGUUCUGGUCACGGCCCGAGUUCCUGGCCUGGUCCUUGACAGAAAAUGUGCGCCACGAGGGGGCAGGGUGGACCAUGCAGAAGAUGACCUGCAUCCCGGCUGGAAAGGAUCAGCCCUUGGCCGACGAGUCGGCUGUCCCUGAGGUCCUGGCCAAGAGGAGCUUGAUCAAGUGGAAGUGGGACGGCAGGACGCAGCUUGCAGAGUUUUUCGGCACAAAGUUCAAGCUGGAGUGGUCCAGUGCUGACGGGAAUGUCCACCACCAAGGCAUUCGAGCCUGUCCUCGCUGCCUCCGGGUCAGGUAUGAUCCUGGGGGUCGCGAUGAUGCACCGGGGUUUACGGAGCUGGCACGGAUGGCCAUGGACGACCCCAUCCAGGGAGAGGUCGUGUGUUACCGGUUGCUGGCCACGGUCAAGCUGGGCAGCACAGGCUGCGACUUCGUUCGGGUGUACGACAGCGAUAUCCGAGACGCCCAGCCCAUGGCGGCCCGUACCUUGGCCCUACCGCAUGUUGACUCCGACUGGCAGCUGGGCCAACCGGGUUCCAGGUUCAUGCUGUAUUACAUCAGCUGUGAUGCUGAGGUAGAACCAGACUUCGACCCCGAGGAGAUCGUUGUGGUUUCAAGGAGGGAAAUCGAGCUCUUGGGGCAUCUCAACGCGGCCAGCCAGUCCAUCAUCUCAGGAGCCCCUGAGCCUGAGGCAUAUGGGUAUACUACCGUUAGUGAACCUAGCGGUAGUCAGGAUGGUGCCCUGGAACUAUACAGGAAGGGUCAGGCAUCCGGCCGUGACCCCCGUGCUGUAACUCGGGAGCGUGUCAGAGAGCAGGGUGGGGAUCUGGACCUACUGUACGGAGCAGGUCACCGCCCGUGA